AUCAAAUCUAAACCAUAAAACAAUAAUUUUAUGUCUUAUUUGAACAUUAGGUCCGUUCAUAAUUCAAUUCCUGAUCUUAAGCAUCGGCUUCGGUCUGCCCUUCCUAUUGCUGAUGAUGUCUUUGGGCCAGUAUUUAGGCUCAGGUUUUUAUGACAUGUGGUUUAUAAGUCCGGCGUUUAAAGGAAUUGGAGCGGCGUUUCUGUUGACAUACAUUAGUUACGGUCUCUACAGCUCUGUUCCCAUCGCUUGGCUUUUCGUCUAUUUUCGGGACGCAUUUGUGGCCACAAGUGAUUCCGCCUAUAAGUGGUCCUAUUGUAACACCAGAAUCGCCACAAACAGUUCAGUCAAUUCAUUUUAUUUCAAUGUUUAAAUCG
This is a messenger RNA of Medioppia subpectinata, 374 nucleotides long. The record is from the annotation of a GenBank genome assembly. NCBI's taxonomy places the organism in Eukaryota, Metazoa, Arthropoda, Arachnida, Sarcoptiformes, Oppiidae.